AGACGCAGCGGCGGCGGCGGCGGCAGCAGCAGGAGCAGCCCCACAUCCGUUGUUGCUGGCGGCUCCUUUUUUAAGCUCCCUAACCCCAGUGCCCUGCCGUGGGGUGAAGCGGCGGCCAUGACGGAGAGCCUGGUCCUAUCCCCAGCCCCAGCCAAGCCCAAGCGGGUGAAGGCAUCGCGGCGCUCGGCAUCGCACCCCACCUACUCGGAGAUGAUCGCGGCGGCCAUCCGUGCGGAAAAGAGCCGCGGCGGCUCCUCGCGGCAGUCCAUCCAGAAGUACAUCAAGAGCCACUACAAGGUGGGCCACAACGCCGAUCUGCAGAUCAAGCUCUCCAUCCGACGUCUCCUGGCUGCCGGCGUCCUCAAGCAGACCAAAGGGGUCGGGGCCUCCGGCUCCUUCCGCUUGGCCAAGAGCGACAAGGCCAAGAGGUCCCCCGGGAAGAAGAAGAAGGCCGUCAGGAGGUCCACGUCUCCCAAGAAGGCAGCGAGGCCCAGGAAGGCCAGGUCACCGGCCAAGAAGCCCAAAGCCACCGCCAGGAAGGCCAGGAAGAAGUCGCGGGCAAGCCCCAAGAAGGCCAAGAAGCCAAAGACUGUUAAGGCCAAGUCGCGGAAGGCCUCCAAGGCCAAGAAGGUGAAACGGUCGAAACCCAGAGCCAAGUCUGGCGCCCGGAAAUCGCCCAAGAAGAAGUGAGCAGCCUGGGGGCUUUGUCCAGGCUCUCCCCAUUGGUUUCUGUAAAUAGCUUUUGCCUUUAUUUUUACCUCUUUCUAUUUGCAAAUUUUAUAAGUUGAUCUAUUCCUAAGAGCUAAAACAAGGCAACGAAUGAAAGAAAAAAAGAAACAAAAAUGGAACUUCUUCCAUAUGGAAGAGUUCCCGUUUAUAAAAGCUA
Gallus gallus (chicken) is the source of this 886-nucleotide messenger RNA. RefSeq names its product H1 histone family, member 0 (gene H1-0). NCBI's taxonomy places the organism in Eukaryota, Metazoa, Chordata, Aves, Galliformes, Phasianidae. Gene Ontology annotation, cellular component: nucleosome; nucleus. The transcript has a single exon. Bases 118 to 690 code for a protein of 190 amino acids. Gene Ontology annotation, molecular function: double-stranded DNA binding; structural constituent of chromatin; nucleosomal DNA binding. The record is from RefSeq and is marked validated. Gene Ontology annotation, biological process: nucleosome assembly; negative regulation of DNA recombination; chromosome condensation.